AUAGCUGAAGCAGAAGAAACAAAUAAAAUUACUAAAUUAGGAUGAAAUGUAGAAAGAAUUAAACUAAAACAUUAAAUAAUAAUGUCUUUAAUCAACAAAUAUGUGUUCUUAAUAGUCGUUUUGAUUUCUGAAGUGAUACCAAUACAAUUGGAUCGUCAUGAUGGAGAAAUAAUAGAAGAUCAACUACCAACAUCGCAGUUGAAUAAGUGUUUAAGUGUUAAACGAGGUGCAGAAGUAGGUGUGUGUUUUGGUGAAGAGUUAUUAGCUAAUUUGAAUCAUUAUGAUGAAACAGAAUCAUUCAGUUUGGCGACUGGAGUUUCUUUCCUCCGUGAUGAAAAGACACCAAGAGGUUUGGGAAACUUUUUAGACAAGGAUCCUCUGGAUUAUAGAUCGAUAAUGGAAGACGCGAGCGAAUUAAUAUCAAAGAGAUCGUUACAUUGGGACAUGAGUGGUCUAUGUCCGGGACUUGCAAUGAGAAUUGGACCAACUUUAUCUAACGGAGUACUCGAAUUUGUAUUAGAUCCGAGAAUUAAAGAUAGAGGGUAUCAAAAUCAUGGGGAAUUAACGACAGGUCGUCUAUUGGUACGGAAUCUACUAGUCCCAUUUCUUCUUGGUCUUAAAUUUCACAUUGCAACUUUGCUACCAUUAUUAUUGGGUUUGGUACUUCUAGCGAGUAAGAAGGCUUUUCUUAUCGCUAAAAUAGCACUGGCUGCUGCAACUUUAUUCUCUGUGAAUGGUUACGGUGGUCAAUAUUUCUCCGGAUUUGGGACAACACCGUCUCCUACAUUUACUUCACAAGAAGACUUCGGACAUUACCAUUCUUAUCCUGGAGGUUACUACCAUAGAAGACAGUAUAAAGAGAAAUCAGCAGAACAGACAACAGCAUCACCGAUAACUCCUGAUGAAUUAAGAGAUAGAUUGGAACGAUUGUUUACAUCUAAGAAGGGUAUUGAUGAUAAAAGAGAGGAAACGAAAGUUCGCAAUGCAAGGAAUUACGCUUGGACACCAAUUAAUAUUCGACAUAAUUGAAAUUAAUUUUUAUCUAACUCUUUGAUGAAUUUUUAAAUUAUUUUUGUCUAUUAUUGUUAAAAUUACUAGUCAUGGUAUUUUUCUUCUUCUUUCUUUUAAAGAGUUGUAACUUAAAAUAUUGAAACUAAAGCCCAUAUUGUAUACUUAACACAACUUAUUAUGAGUUAAAAAAUUUAUUAAAUAGGUCUGAGUUUAUCCAUAAAAUAAUUAAUAAGCAUUUCCCUUUAAGGUCAGGUCUGUUUUUAAUUGUAUUCGUUUUUAAAUUCUAUUUCAUU
Molecule: messenger RNA, 1304 nt
Organism: Papilio xuthus (Asian swallowtail)
Lineage: Eukaryota; Metazoa; Arthropoda; Insecta; Lepidoptera; Papilionidae
Gene: Osi10a
Product: Osiris 10a
Exons: 4
Coding region: 82-1029 (315 amino acids)
Cellular component (GO): membrane
Source: RefSeq, a predicted model, not a curated record